CGACGCUCUCAUCCGUGCGGGCGUUUCGUUCGUCUUGGCAUCAUACGGGGCGCCACGUCAUACGUCACCUGCCGGCACGUUCGACUGAAUAUUUAUCUGCACGCUCCCGUCUGUUUCGGGAUCGUUCGAUUAAGUCCUGGCGUUUUCUCACGCCCUUCACUCUCUGUAGCAAAACUAGAGGGACGGAAUCUCUGCCUCGGUUUAGGAAGGUCCAGGACAGAGUUUCGUAGCAAGGAAAUGACGACUCAGACCGUCGGAUUCGUAGGCGUCGAUGAUCUCUGCUUAGAUAUGGCUUCUUCUCUCGUUCGUUUGGGAUUCAGAGUACAAGGUUUUGACAUAUCCAACUCUGUCAUGGAUGAUUUUGUGAAGUUGGGUGGUUCCGGCUGCUCCAUUCCAGUGGAAGUGGGAAGAGGUUCUGCAGCCAUCAUUCUAACAGUAUCAGGUUAUAAACACGCAUAUGAUCUACUGUUUGGUGCUGGAGGAAUCACUGAAGGGUUGCCCAAUGAUGCUGUUAUCAUCCUUCGUUCAGACAUAGCACCAGAAAAUAUUGAGAAGUUACAAAAGCAUCUAAAAGAAGCUGGAUUUAACUUUCUCGUAAAUGCACUCCUUUUGAAGGGAAUCUCUCAGGAGCUUUGGGGAAGAGUUCUGGUAUGCAUAUCUGGGAGGUUUGAGGCUAUUGAAAUGGCACGAUCAAUUCUUGAUAGUAUGGCUGCUAAAGUUUAUAUUUUUGAAGGUGGUGUUGGCACUGUCAGUAAAAUCAAAAUGGUGAAUCUUCUACUUGAGGGCAUCCAUUUGGUUGCUGCAGCAGAGGCUUUGUUCCUUGGUUCACGAGCUGGAAUUAACUCGUGGGUUCUAUAUGACAUACUGUCAAAUGCUGCAGGGAGCUCAAGGAUUUUUGUGAAUCGGGUUCCUCAGAUGAUAAAGGGGCACUUUGAUGAGCAUCGCUCUUUAAAUUCAUUGAUUCAGGACCUGGGAUUUGUUUGUGAUAUGGCCAAGUCACUCAUCUUUCCUCUUCCACUUCUAUCCGCUGCUCAUGAACAACUGAUCUACGGAUCGUUAUGUGGAUAUGGAGAGCAGCCAGAUGCUACUUUGGUUAAGGCAUGGGAGAACGCGACUGGCAUCAGUGUUGCUGCUUCUAUAGAAGCCCAUGCUUCCGAGGAUCUGAGAUGUCAGACAGUUACAUCGUUGGAUGCUAUUAAGAAAGUUGGAUUUAUUGGGCUUGGUGCUAUGGGGUUUGGGAUGGCAACUCAUCUACUGAAAUCUAACUUCUGCGUUUAUGGAUAUGAUGUGUAUGAGCCAACCUUAGCUCGGUAUAAGGCUGCAGGUGGCUUAGUGAGCAGGAGUCCUGCAGAAGCAGCUAAUGAUGUUGAUAUAUUAAUUGUGAUGGUUACAAAUGAGAAACAAGCUGAGUCUGUCCUUUUUGGAGAAGCUGGAUCUGUGGCUGCCCUUCCAUUCGGAGCAUCGAUAAUCUUGUCCUCCACAGUUUCACCUGAAUUCAUGAAAAAGCUUGAAGGUCGACUGUAUGAUGAACAAAAAGACUUGAAGUUGGUGGAUGCACCAGUGUCUGGGGGUGUCCUGAGAGCUGCAACCGGAACACUUACGAUUAUGGCUGCUGGUUCUGAAGAAGCACUCAGGUCUACCAGUUUAGUUCUUUCAGCAAUGUCUGAGAAGCUCUAUGUUAUUGAGGGCGGUGCUGGAGCAGCAAGCUCUGUGAAGAUGGUGAAUCAACUGCUUGCUGGAGUUCAUAUUGCAGCAGCAGCUGAAGCAAUGGCUUUUGCAGCGGGGUUGGGCUUAAGAACAAGAACAUUGUUUGAUGUCAUCAUGCAUGGUGGCAGUAGCUCAUGGAUGUUUGAGAAUCGUGUACCUCACAUGUUGGAUGAUGAUUACACACCCUACUCUGCUGUUGAUAUCUUUGUGAAGGAUCUGGGAAUUGUGUUGCAUGAGAGUAGAAGAUUUAACAUUCCACUUCAUGUUUCAGCUGUUGCACUCCAGCAGUUCCUGUCAGCAUCUGCUUCCGGUUGGGGCAAAAGGGAUGAUGCUUCGGUUGUGAAGGUAUAUGAAAAUCUAACAGGUGUGAGUGUUGAUGGGAAGCUACCGAUUCUCAAUAAAGAAGAAGCACUAAAUUCUCUGCCCUCUGAGUGGCCAAGAGAUCCAAUUGAAGAAAUUGAGCUUUUGGAAUGCAAAAAGGUCGCACAAGUAUUGGUCGUACUUGAUGAUGAUCCUACUGGCACCCAAACUGUUCAUGACGUUGAUGUCCUGAUAGAGUGGAGUGUUGAAUCACUUUCAUUGCAGUUCAAUAAGAAGCCUAGUUGUUUUUUCAUUUUAACCAAUUCUCGGUCCCUGAACUCUGAAAAGGCCACUUUAUUGAUUAAAGAUAUCUGUACCAAUAUAGAUAGGGCAGCUAAAACUGUUGGAAACAUUGAAUACACUGUAGUGCUGAGAGGUGAUUCAACACUUCGUGGUCAUUUUCCAGAGGAGGUAGAUGCUGCUGUGUCCGUGCUGGGUGAGAUGGAUGCAUGGAUUAUUUGUCCUUUUUUCCUUCAAGGAGGCCGAUACACUAUUGAAGAUGUGCAUUAUGUUGCAGAUGGUGACAGGCUUGUUCCAGCUGGGCAGACUGAAUUCUCUAAAGAUGCUUCUUUUGGCUAUCGUUCUUCUAACAUGUGCCAGUGGGUGGAGGAAAAAACUAAAGGUCGCAUUCCUGCUAGUAAUGUUGCAUCAAUAUCAAUUGAGCUUCUAAGGAAGGGUGGACCUCAAGCUGUUUGUGAUCGUCUUUGUAGUUUGAACAAGGGAUCAACAUGCAUUGUUAAUGCAGUUAGUGAAAGAGAUAUAGCUGUGUUUGCUGCAGGGAUGAUCCAGGCAGGAAUGAAGGGAAAGCGUUUCUUAUGCCGAACUGCUGCAAGCUUUGUAUCUGCCAGAAUUGGAAUGAAACCAAAAGCUUUAAUAAAUCCAAAAGCUCUUGGCAUCAGUAGUAGAAAUGGUGCACUCAUAGUUAUAGGAUCAUAUGUUCCAAAAACCACUAAGCAGGUUGAAGCACUUCAAUUACAAUGUGGACAUUUCCUGAAUAUCAUAGAGGUAUCUGUUGAUAAAAUUGCCACGAAGUCUUCAAAAGAGAGAGAUGAAGAGAUUUCUCGGGCAUCAGAAAUGGUGGACGCUUUUCUCAAAACCCAGAAGGACACUUUGUUGAUGACCAGUCGCCAACUAGUCACAGGAAAUUCUCCUGAUGAGUGCUUAGAGAUUAAUUUCAAGGUCAGUUUGGCAUUAGUUGAAAUUGUUCAGAAAAUUAAUACCCGUCCACGUUAUAUUCUUGCAAAGGGUGGAAUUACUUCAUCUGAUAUUGCUUCAAAGGCCUUAGGAGCCCGUCAUGCAAAAGUUGUUGGGCAAGCAUUAGCUGGUGUUCCUGUGUGGCAGUUAGGUUCUGAAAGUAGACAUCCUGAUGUGCCAUACAUCGUUUUCCCAGGAAAUGUUGGAGAUCAUAACGCGCUUGCAGAUCUAGUCAAAAGCUGGGCUUCAGUGAGAUCAUUUUCUACUAAAGACAUUCUUCUUUGUGCUGAAAAGGGUAAUUAUGCUAUUGGAGCAUUCAACGUGUAUAAUCUUGAAGGGAUUGAAGCGGUUGUUGCCGCCGCAGAGGAAGCAAAAAGUCCUGCUAUAUUGCAGAUUCAUCCGAGUGCGCUGCAGUAUGGAGGCUUACCCUUGGUCACAUGUUCGAUAUGUGCUGCAAACCAAGCACAGGUACCAAUCACAGUUCACUUUGACCAUGGAUGUCUCAAGGAAGAACUCUUAGGGGCUUUGGAAAUGGGAUUCAACUCAGUCAUGGUUGAUGGUUCACACCUUCCAUUUGAAGACAAUGUAUCAUUUACAAAGUACAUAUCAUCCUUAGGCCACUCAAAACAGGUAUUAGUUGAAGCUGAGCUGGGUCGCUUGUCAGGAACUGAGGAUGAUAUAACAGUUGAGGAAUAUAAAUCAAUGCUUACUGAUCCAACUCAGGCACAAAAAUUCAUUGAUGAGACCAGCAUUGGUGCUUUAGCAGUCUGUAUCGGAAAUGUCCAUGGAAAAUAUCCAGCAAGUGGCCCUAAUCUUAGGCUUGAUCUACUAAAGGACCUGCAGUCAAUUGCAAUGGAAAAAGGAGUUUUUCUGGUUCUACAUGGUGCGUCAGGCUUGCCGGAAGAGCUUAUAAAGGAAUGCAUUAAGCUUGGUGUUCGGAAGUUCAAUGUCAAUACAGAGGUCCGGAAUGCAUAUCUUGACUCUUUGAAGAGUCCCAAGAAGGACUUGAUACAUCAGAUGACUGCUGCGAAAGAAGCCAUGAAGGCUGUUGUCAUGGAGAAGAUGCGCAUAUUUGGCUCUUCUGGGAAGGCCCCUUGGUAAGGCGCAACAACAUCAAAUUAAGAUUCACAGUAAGGAUAGGGACCCAUAUUUUACCAUUAUUCUCAUUGAGGGGAAAAAAAUAUAUAUCAUAAGCUGCCACGGAGACAGUUUUGCUUAUGAGAAGGCUUCGUCCUUUGAGAAUCCUUCGUCGUCUCAGAACAAUAACAUGUACUUCUGCCAGUUAACUUUUUGUUGGAUAUCUUCACUCUCUUGAACGGUGAUGCUACAUACAAGUGUUUUAUCAUUUGUUGAGAGACCUUCUCUCUCCCCUGACCAUUUUUAUUAAGAAGGAAAAACCUAUACUGUGGUUAACUCACUUGGAAAAGGACCUUUCACAUCCGUUGAAAAAUCAGUUGUGAGCAGUGUCUAGACUCAUCAUAAAUGAGAGUUACUUAUAUUUGA
This is a messenger RNA of Nymphaea colorata (pocket water lily), 4764 nucleotides long. RefSeq lists its product as uncharacterized. Gene Ontology annotation, biological process: carbohydrate metabolic process. Gene Ontology annotation, molecular function: zinc ion binding; aldehyde-lyase activity; NAD binding. The transcript is spliced from 42 exons. The record is from RefSeq and is a predicted model, not a curated record. NCBI's taxonomy places the organism in Eukaryota, Viridiplantae, Streptophyta, Magnoliopsida, Nymphaeales, Nymphaeaceae. The coding region runs from base 238 to 4362 and encodes 1374 amino acids.